Cheilinus undulatus (humphead wrasse) is the source of this 7590-nucleotide messenger RNA. RefSeq names its product zinc finger protein 292a (gene znf292a). The record is from RefSeq and is a predicted model, not a curated record. The transcript is spliced from 8 exons. Gene Ontology annotation, biological process: regulation of transcription by RNA polymerase II. The coding region runs from base 34 to 7188 and encodes 2384 amino acids. NCBI's taxonomy places the organism in Eukaryota, Metazoa, Chordata, Actinopteri, Labriformes, Labridae. Gene Ontology annotation, cellular component: nucleus. Gene Ontology annotation, molecular function: DNA binding; DNA-binding transcription factor activity, RNA polymerase II-specific.
AUCUGUGCGUACGCGGUCGUGAUUGUUGUGAAGAUGGCGGAGGGGGAGACAGAGAAGGAAUAUGACACACGGAAAGCUAUCGCGGAGCUCCGAGAGCGCUUCCAGGGUUUGACCACAGCUUUGAAAGAGAGUUCGCAGUCUCCACUGGAAGCCUCGCUGCAUUUCUGCCAGGAGUUUUGCCAGGUCCUUGUGGAGCAUGCUGGCCGUUGGAAAACUGACGAGGAUCCACUACCUUUAUUGGAGGUCUACACUGUGGCCAUCCUCAGCUUCGCAAAGGCCGCCUCCUGUCUCUCCUCCGAAUGUGAAAACGUGCCACUCCUACUUGAAAAGUUAGCACUGAGCUGUGCGGAGCUGCUGCUCUUACUGCCCCAGCAUGUCCCUGGUGCCUUAUGGGAGGAGUUUCAGUCCUCCAUGAAGUUGGCACACAGCCUUUUGCAAGAAAGUGGGAGAACACAGCUCUGCCAUCUCUCAGUCCUGGCGCAGCAAGAUGGCGUCUGGUCCAACACCACAUUAAGCAACAUCCUGUCCAAUCAAACUCCUCAAACGGAACAAGUUCACGAGUUUCUCGAGUUGGAAGGCCCUACGCUUGUCAACAUGAGAAUAAAGCAUCUAAUCAAAGUGGACAGAGUCGAUAAAGCUGCUGUCCUUGCAAAGAUAUGUUCAGAAUAUCCGGGAUAUGAAGGAAAAGGAAACUUCAAGCAAACGUAUUUGCUUUGUAUCUGCAUGACAAAAAAUCAGGAGCAGCUAAUUGAAGAGAUUUCAUCUAUGGACUGUAAAGAUGCUCUUGAAAUGAUCUGCAACUUGGAGUCAGAGGGAGAUGAGAAAGGAGCUCUCUGCUUAUGUUCUGCCUUUCUCAAGCGACAGCUUCUCCAAGGAGAUGUUUAUUGUGCCUGGGAACUCACACUGUUCUGGAGUAAACUACUAAUGCGUAUAGAGGCGUCAGCUGAUGCUUUUCUUGGAUACAGCAAAGAGAUGGCUCUUCUCUGCAGAAGCGUCUGUCAUAUUCUGUUUCUAAUCAAAGUUAUCCAAAACGAGGUCGGAGAGGUGGGGCUUCCAGUGUGUGUUGAAAUGUGCAUUCAAGCAUUGAAAAUGACCUCCAGUGACCAUAAGGACAGCAAGUCUACUAUCUGCAAGACUAUUUCCUGCCUCUUGCCAACAGAUCUUGAGGUGAAGCGGGCAUGCCAGCUGACUGAGUUCCUCCUCCAGCCUACUAUUGACUCGUAUUAUGCUGUGGAGUCACUGUACAAUGAACCAGACCAAAAGCCUGAGGAGGACGGGAGUCUCCCGGUGCCCAAUUCUUUGCGCUGCGAGUUACUGCUGGCCUUGAAGACACAGUGGCCUUUUGAUCCUGAGUUCUGGGACUGGAAAACACUGAAACGCAACUGCUUGUCACUGAUGGGAGACGAGGCAGCUAUUGUGUCAUCUAUAGACACGCUCAACGACACGGACGAACAGGAGAUGGAAAGUGCAAUCGGCAAACUCCCGGAGUACAAAGACUUGGAGGAUUUUCUGUUAACCACUACAAAUGAACUAAAUGAAAUAACGGAUGAGAGAGAGAAAAACAGAGAGGCUAAAAAACUUCGGGAGCAGGGUUUUGUGUCAGCUCGCUUCAGAAACUGGCGAGCUUACAUGCAGUAUUGUGUUUUGUGUGACAAGGAGUUUUUGGGUCACAGAAUUGUCCGCCACGCACAGAAGCAUUUCAAGGAUGGAGUGUAUCUUUGUCCCAUUUGUGCUGACAGUUUUGAGAGUAGGGAGGUUUUAGAACCACAUGUAGCAUCCCAUGUAAAGCAAUCGUGCAAAGAGAGACUAGCUGCAAUGAAAGCAGCUAGGAAGGUAACCAAACCACCUCAAUCCCCUAAAAGCCCAUCAAAGACUACAAAAGUUGCAACAAAGAUGAGUCCUGUUAAAAUUGAAGCUCAAAUUAAUGAGCAGUUGGCGUCUCCUGUUAAAAUAGAACAAACAACAUCUGACACAAACAUUAGUCAAGACUGUUUCUGUCCUGUCAAAAACUGUUCCAAGGCUUUUAAGUUUUUCCGUAACCUCAUGGCUCACGUCAGAUCUCACAAGGAUGACGAGGAAGCCACGCGGUUUUUAGAGAUACAAAAACAGAAAGUGGUGUGCCAGUAUUGCAGACGUCAGUUUGUCAAUGUGAGACAUCUUAACGAUCAUUUGCAGAUGCACUGCGGUAGCAAGCCGUACAUCUGCAUACAGUUGGAUUGCAAAGCCAACUUUAACUCCAAUUCGGAGCUUCUAAUGCAUAGAAAAAUACACUCUGAGUUCAAGGCCCAGUGUAUGUUUCCAAACUGUGGCCAAGUUUUCAGUGAGGCCUACCUGCUGUACGAUCACGAGGCACAGCACUACCUCACAUACACCUGCCAAACAGAAAACUGUGGCAAAAUAUUCUACUCACAGUCUCAAUUCCUCUCUCACCAACAGAUUCAUUGUACAAAUGGUACAGUAAGCAGUUUGCCCGUCACUAAUCAAAAUCCUCCUGUCACUCCAAACGUAGAUACCCCACUCCAAAGCCCCCCCAUCUCAGAAAACGCAACUUCUGCAAUUGUCAGCCCUAAAAGUGUAGACACAAGCGUAUACAUAGAGGCAUCAAACACAUCACCAUGCACAUCACCAGAGGUUGCUCAAGACGCAAAUCAAGUUAAAGUCAAACACUCAGUGGAAAACAUUCUUAGUUCUGCCGGACAUCCCGAAAUCCAAGAACCAGACAAGUGCUACACUCCUUUAGCAAACCCAACUCCAGCUGCAGGAGCAGCUGAAGCAAACCCUCCACCAGAGCCUCCUCAUAUUCACUCAAACAUUGCUGUGCAGAGUGAAAACCCUCCAGCAUAUCCUCCACACACUGCACCAAAUCCUGCAGAGAGUCAUCAGCAAGAAGGGCUCAAUAAUGUUCAAUGCAAUGAAUAUCCAAAAGCGAUUCCACAAAUAAUGUCUCCAACUCAGAUAAAGACAGAAAUCCCUUCUUCUCUGCAAGGCUAUCCUUCAAGCACACCUGCUGCUACUGCCAGCAGUGAGGAAAAUCUGCAUUGCUGCCCGUAUAGUGAGUGUACAAGGGCGUACAGCACAAAUAAAAGUCUGUCUAGACAUGUGAAGAAGCAGCAUCCAGAAAUAUUUGAGGACUGGAAAUUGGCAAAGAAGUACAACAAAGUGGCUAGAAUUACUGCAAAAAAGACAAGUGGCCAAGCUUCAUCAAAUCAGGGUCAGACCCAGGGGAACAGGCCUCCAAAUCAGCCGGGAGUACUAUGCAACAAACCUGGAAUACAGCAAAUGGAAUACCCAACAGUAUGUUCAGGCUCUCCUGCCCAGUGUUAUGCUGGAUCAAUGGAGCCUGUGCCGAUCACUCCAAUGGUGAACCCAUCGCUGUACCCAUCAUGGGGAAGCCCAAAUCAUCCAGGUGGAAUGAUGCAGCCCGACAUGUCCCAGACAUGGUCAUCACCUCCCAUGAACAACUGUUAUCCAGAGGCCUUCAACAUGAAUGAGUACCCCCCUCAUAGGAGCUAUCCUCAGUGGCAGGCUGACCCUUAUCAAAACACAGCGGCCCUUCCGCCCGAUCGAGAUAAUUCAGUGGCAGCUAUGCACGGCUCUACCAUGUCACAGACGCCUUCAGAUUCAAGUUUGAUGUCGCAGUAUGUGUCCAGCUCUCUGAUGCUUGACAAUGGAGGGCAAAUUCAUAACGGAGGGCAUCAGUAUGGAAUAAUACACCCAGAGGGCAGUGGAGACAGGAAAGCCAGUACAAACCAGUUGGAUAAUGGCAACAGUAUUUCAACAAUCGAUAGCCUCCCUGAAGGAAGUUACCACACUCCAUAUGCUCAAAACGAAAACUCUCCUCUUACCCAGGCGUCUUCGGCCAGUAUGCCCAUGAAAUGCCUGAGUCCAGAGGCCCAACUUGGAUUAAAGGCAACAAAUGAAACUAGUAAAAAUAACAGCAUGCCCACUCCUUGUUAUGACAACAUAGACAACUCUGUAGAUGGCAUGCUCAGCCCACAGAGUGUCACUCAAGGAGAUUUCUCUUUUGACGAGGAGUGUCCAAACGCAGACUGUGACAGCAACAUGUCAGAUGAAAAGUCUGUUGACCCUGAAAGUAAGGGCAAACAAGGCAGGUUGAACAAGCGAACCAAAUGGCCGGCGAUCAUUAAGGAUGGCAAGGUCAUCUGCAGGAGAUGCUUCAGAGAGUUCACUAGCACCAAAUCUCUCGGAGGACACUUAUCUAAACGUUCACAGUGCCGCCCCGUAGAUGAAAUUGACCUCACGGCUGAACUGCCAACAUCUUUCCUCGAUUUCCUCAACGAUCCUCAUGUCCCUGACACAAACGGAGCAAUAUUCAACAUUUCAAAUGGGGAUUUCUCACAGGAACCUUGUAGCUUGACCACUUUGUCCUCACCCAUGGCGUUGAAACAAGAGCCCCAAUAUACAAAUAUAAUGGACUACUCAAACUCUGUAUCGGUUCCCCUUGAAAACCAGCCAGAGAAAGCUGUUGAGCUGGCAAAUCCAGUGCUUACUGUACCUUAUCAAGAGGAUCAUUUGAUGGAAAUUUCACAUGCCUUUCAAAGGCUGGAUUUGAUUGAGGCUGCACAAGAGAAGAUGCGUAAUGCUCUUUUAUUAGAACAAAAUGUCAGUCAUAGCAAUACAGCUCAUGAUGUUGAUAAAAGAAAAACAUCUAAGAGUGAUGAGAAACCAUCUGAAAAGGUGCCCAAGCCUUUCAAGUGUGACCAGGAUGAUUGCGAGUACUCAUUCAUGACUAAAGAGGCAUUAUUUAAGCACCUGGCCAAAAUGCAUGAUUACACAAAUGAGAUGAUAGAAGAACUUAAAAGAGCCCCAUCCAAACUAUCGCCUUAUCCUUGUCAGAUUUGCUCCAAAACAUUCACAAGAACAACAGGUUUGAGAAUUCACUAUGAAAAAGUCCAUCGGUUGUCCAAGGCAGAAAUGCAGAAGCUUAAGAUCAGUGCUCGAAAUAGGCGUGCUUUUAGACUUAACAAAGAUAACGUUGUAGUUAGUGGUGCAAACAGUGAUGCCAACAGCAGUCACACCAAACAGUCUGCAGCACCAGUAUUGCCCAUUAUUAAACAAGAACCGCUUGACAUUGCAAUUGCAUCUCAAACAGACACUGAGAAGCCUCCAGAAGUUAUUCAGAUCAUGCCACAAGAAAACACAGUAACACAGGGCUUUACACCAGAGGUAUCGACUGUUACACGACUACCAUCACCUCAAAGCUAUUUAACUGACAGGCUGCUUAGUGAGGGGGCACCAACUGUUCUUCAGAAAUCCCCAGAUAGACCCAGAGUUGUAAAUAAGAGUCCUAGCGUGAAAAAGAAAUCUACACCGCAAGACAAGCUCAGUCCAGGUGGAAAAGCAAAAAAUCACCAAGGGCCGUUAGAUGUAGGGUUAAGUAAAGAAAAAGAGCCAAAGUUCAGCCCCGCGUCUGCAUCAGCUUCAUCCUCUCCAGAAAAACCCAGCAGCUCCAAAAACACCCCAAUCAAGGAUGAGUCCCAGAGGAAACCGAAGCAUCAGAAAAGGUUGAGUCUCAAAAUGUGUGAUGCAGACAACGCCUUCAGUCCAUAUAGACCGUAUCGCUGUGUACACGAAGGAUGCACUGCCGCAUUCACCAUCCAGCAAAAUCUGAUUUUACACUACAGGGCCAUGCAUCAGGCAUCUCUGCCCGCCAGCAAACCUGAAGCUGACACUGAAAAGUCUACUGUCGCUCCUGUCACUCCUGUUCCUAGUGUGACAAGUGUGACUAGUGUUCAGAAUGGACAGGACAGCCAUCAGAGCAUUAGCAACGAUAAUGAAGUUAGGUGUCAGGUGAAAGACUGUUCAAGGGUGUUCAUGGGAAUCACACGGUUAAUCCAGCAUUACCUCUUACUCCAUAAGUUCACCCGUGACAAAGCGACCUCCAUGAUGGCCUGCAUGACCAUCGGGACUUUCAACUGUGACCGGCCGGAGUGUGCUCUCCCUUUUGACUCUGUGGAGAAUUACAUUGAGCACAUAAAGAAUUUUCAUAAAGAGAUUGCAAUCUCUGAAAGCGGCUCAGUUGAUCCAACUUUUAAGUGCGAGUACGAAGGAUGCGACCGUGUCUACUCUACGAAAUCAAACCUCCUCCGUCACCUGAUCAAAAAGCAUGAUUACGUUUAUGAUCCUAAAAUAAGUGACGGAAGACGGACUAAAUCUGCAGGGUUCUUCCAAGGAGUUAACAACGGGAAAGAGAAUGUGGAGAGCAAAUUGAGAGGGAAAAAGAAAAACACUAAAAAGAAAGAGGGGAAGUCCAUGGAACACUGGACUAGUUUUGGAAAACCAACACUAAAGUCUCAUGAGGAGGCAUCAGCCAUGUGCACCAAGAAGGCUGCCCUGCAGUACCCAUGCAUGAUAAUAGGCUGUGAUGCUGUGGAGCGAGCAGAGAGAAGUAUAUUUAAGCAUUACACCACUCAUGGCCUCACAGAAAGAUACAUAGAAGAUCAGAGGAGCCAGUUCAUUUUCUGCAAAAAGUACUCACGUGCCAGAUUCAAGGAACCAGAGAAAGCUGAGGUCCCAUCAGCCUCAUCUUCUGAAGAGACGGAGCCAGAGGAAACACAAAAACCCAGUGAGCAGAAAUCUGAGGAGCCAGUAGAAAAAAUAGUCCAAGAAGACAGCAAGCUGUCAACUGAAGACAGUGCAGAAUCUCAAGCUUCCACUGGGGCAGAAGGUGGCAUUAAAAAAGGCCGUCACAAGAAACCAGCACGCCCCACACCAGCUUGUUCCGAGAGGAUGCAGACUCUUCGAAAUCGUACAACUGUUAACAGUUCAAGAGAGAACUCAAAUCCUGGUACGCCAACAGCCCAAGAACAACGUGAUGACGGGGUUAUUCAGGGUGCUGCUUUUAAGCCUUUGGGACUUGAGGACUCCUUCCUGAAGUUCCUGGAAACCUCAGAGUCAAAUAACUCUUCUAAACGCAAAUUAAAUGACAAAUCAAGUGCUGAACUGCCGUCCAAAAGACAUCAAACUCACAAACUGAGACCUGCAACCAGGAGUAGAAAAACUCCUGAGAUUGUAGACUUCAGAAAUCCCCUUAAUCUCAAAUCAGUCAAUAAUGUCAAGAUUGUCAUGGAUAAAACGUUAUCAGAAGGUGCUGAUCUUCUGCUAAAGCAGCUACAAUACAUGAAGCCCAUAGUCAAAAUAAAAAAGUGGCUUUAUAGCGGAUCCUAGCCCAAUGUUAUGUUUUCAACCCAGUCUCACUCAGGAUUUGAGAUGUAAUGCUGCAGAAUGGUUUGUUAAUGCAUCAGAUUUCCAACGGUAACAGUCACAGUUAACAAUGAAAUGGCCUAUUUUGUACUUUAUGAAAAAAAUGUCUUGGAUGAUUUUAAGUAUGUAUGUUAGUUCUAAUAACCAGGUAACCUAUAGGGCAUAGAUUUUAGAAACAUGUUUGUAUUUAUGCUUAGUACUGAAGAUGUUUUUUUUUCUUUUGCUAAAUGGAGACUUUUAAAGAAAAACAAUGUUUUAUAUAUCCCUAUGGGAUUUCAAGUUCUGUUUGUAUUUAUUUUAUCCUUUUUCAACACUAGUAGACCUAUCUGUAAUAUUUACAUGUCUUCCACAAAGUGUUCAAUAAAA